Molecule: messenger RNA, 2037 nt
Organism: Lasiosphaeria miniovina
Lineage: Eukaryota; Fungi; Ascomycota; Sordariomycetes; Sordariales; Lasiosphaeriaceae
Product: RNA polymerase II-binding domain-containing protein
Exons: 4
Coding region: 452-1678 (408 amino acids)
Biological process (GO): mRNA 3'-end processing
Molecular function (GO): RNA polymerase II C-terminal domain binding
Source: RefSeq, a predicted model, not a curated record
GGCUAAGAAAGCUCCAACCUCCUUCAAACUUCCAUCUCUUCUUCGUCCUCCAAUCUCUAGGUCUCUCACAGCGCAGCCACAUCGCGCAUCAUCACUCUUGUGUAUGCUGCUCGGCAAUUUCGCUGGUGAUAUAGGUGCGAAGUGCAGAUACCUUCGUACUUUUCAUUGCAAGACUGGAUUACUUGGUUCGAUGUGGGCGGGUCUUGACGCGCAAUUGAUGCUAGACUGCCAUAUUCAAGACGCUGCAGGUUGGACCAGUGUUGACCACCACGGUUGUUUGGCGCCGCUCGUAGAGGAGCUUCCAUUUAUGGUGUGAGCCAUCGAUCUUUAAAACAACAACUCUCCACGACCACGGGACUUCGCCAAGCCGUACCAAUUCCCAUUUGCACAGCUCUCUCGUUUCUUAUUCAUCCAUCUUCUUACGUUUUCAUCUUCAUCGUCGCCCCGCACGAUGUCUUAUAACGAUGAUGCGGUGCUCUCCAAGCUCUCAGCAUUGAAUGAGAGCCAAGAAAGUAUCGCCACCACUGCCCAAUGGAUAAUGUUCCACAGGCGACACGCAGCUCAGACUGUCCACCUCUGGUUGACGAAGCUUAGGGAUCUUCCCAGCCCUAAGAGAUUGAAUAUGAUCUAUCUUGCAAACGAGGUCGUUCAGCAAUCCAUAGCUCGUCACAAGGACGACUUUCGGACUGCCUUCUCUCCGUUUAUUUGCGAUGCUACAUCCACAGCGUACAAAGGUGCCUCGGCAGACAUUCAAAACAAGCUGAAAAGGGUCGUAGACAUUUGGAGAGAGCGGGCGAUAUUCAGCUCAGAAUUACAGGGUGCAAUGGAAGCCAAGUUAGAAGAACUUGACAGGUCCCGCACCUCGACCAAAGUCGGGAGUUUUGGAGCAUCCAUGUUUGGGUCUCAGACGUCUUCCAUCCCUCCCGAGCUUAGCCCACUGGUUGCGCCGCAGCAGAGUGUGUCAAAGAGCAUAGUACCCAAAAAUAAUGCUCUUAAAAUGGCCAACACUGAGUUCGACAAACUGACAGACCUGACGAGCUCUCCGCCAGCAGCCGCAGUUUUUGCAGCGCGACUCACUGGUCUACUUAAAACCCUUGCCAAUGCCGAGGGUGCCGUCACAGAAUGUAUCAGAGCUCACAGAGAACUUGUUACGGCACUGGAGAAGAUUCUACUGACCAACAAGGAAGAGCUGGAAUCGGAGGUGACUCAUCUAAAGAAGUUAAGCGCUCGUAGAACUGCGAUCGAGCAAAAGAAACAGGAGGUCGAGCUCGCCAUCAUGGCCGGCUUGCCCUCCGGAAAUUCGGAGCAAUCUUCUCACAACCGUCCUUCUGGGAGCCCCGUCCCGGAGCCCGACCGCCCUCAAGUUGAGGCAUUGACACCGCCACAAGUUCAGGACCAUGAUGACAUGUACACCAACUCCCCCGGGCCGCAGAACGGACAGACAGAAAGUGUUGCAGGAUUCAUAAAUUCGCCACCUGUUCCGCCUCAGGCGACUUUCCCAUCAGCUCCUGGCAUUGAAUUGCUCUCGCACCUUGCAUCCCGGUACCAAGCUGUGCCGGUCAACGGGUCCAAGAAGCGCAAGAUCGAUGCGUCGGACGACUCUCCGGAUCUAGGAGGCGAUGAUGGAAUCGAUGCGGAAGUGUCUGAGAUGCUUAAAAGGGAAAGCCACUCUUCUUGAGCACGUUGCGCAUUUUUGAUACGAUUACAGGCUAUCUACAUAUUGGGACCUGCAGUGGAAAUGGGUUCGAUGAGUUCGCCCAAGGCGGCGUUAUUUAUGACCGAAACGGUUUACCGGUGUGAUUAUAUUGUGUAUUACUUUGUAAGAUGUGAAAGUGGCAGUGUAGUCGUUGAGCGCAACCGUUGAGGUUGCUGGGCGUGGCGAGCGCUUUGUAAGUAUCUAGAUUUAUAGCCUUCUAAGUCGUUUGUACCUUAACUUGGAAGUAAAGGGGAAAUUAUCUCCAUGUGGUGAUCGAACCGCCGUUUCAGCUAUGUGCUCUGGCUAUCUGUAUUUUGUCUACCUUACUUCGUUUGUGUCUU